AUGACUACACGAGCAACUACCACGACUGCUGGCUCAACGACAUUUACAGGACCAACUAUCUCAACUGGUGGCUCAAUAACAACUGCUGGCUCAACAACGGCUGCUGACUCAACGACAACCAAAAGACCGGCAAUCACAACUGCACCGACAAUCCCAACUGCUGGCUCAACAACAACUGCUGGCUCAACAACAACUACAGGACCAACUACCACGACUGCUGGUUCAACAACAACUUCUGACUCAAUAUCAACUACAGGACCAACUAUCACUACUGCUGGCUCAAUGACAACAAGAGGAAUGACAAUCCCUACUGCUGGCUCAACAAGAACUUCUAGCUCAACAACAACUGUAGGCAAAACUACCACAACUGGUAGCUUAAUGGCAACUGCUGGCUCAUCAACAACUGCUGGCUCAAUAACAACUACAGGAACAAUUACCACGACUGCUGGUUCAACAACAACUUCUGACUCAAUAUCAACUACAGGACCAACUAUCACUACUGCGGGCUCAACAACAAAAACAGGACCAACUAUCUCAACAGCUGGCUCAAUGACAGCUGCUGGCUCAAUGAGAACUGCUGACUCAACAAGAACUACAGGACCGACAAUCCCAACUACUGGCUCAACAGCAACUUCUGGCUCAACAACAACUGCAGCACCAAUUGCCACAACUGCUGGCUCAAUGACAACUACAGGACCAGUUACCACAACUUCAGGAUCAACACCAACUGGAGCACCAACAAACACAACUGCUAGCUUAAUGGCAACUGCUGGCUCAACAACAACUACAGCACCAACUACUGCAACUGUUGGCUCAACAACGACUGUAGGACCAUCUACCACAACUGUUGGCUCAACAAAUCCUGGAUCAACGACAAAUAUAGCACCAACUACUGCAACUGUUGGUUCAACAACAGUUGCUGGCUCAAUGACAACUACAGGACCAACUAUCACAACUACUGGCUCAACGACAACUGCAGCAACAAUUUCUGGAUCAACAACUGCAGAACCAUCUGCCACAAUUACUGGCUCAAUGACAACUACAGGACCAGUUACCAUAACUGAAGGCUCAACAACAACUGUUAGCUCGACGACAACUACAGGACCAACUAUCUCCACUACUGGCUCAACAACAACUGCUAUCUCAACGAUAAUAACAGGACCAACAAUCCCAACCGCUGGCUCAACAACAACUGCUGGCUCACCAACAACUCUCAAUGACAAUUACAGGACCAACUGUCUCCACUGCUGGCUCAAUGACAGCUGCUGGCUCAACAACAACUCCAGCACCAACUACUGCAACUGUUGGCUCAACAACGACUGUAGGACCAUCUACAACAACUGUUGGCUCAACAACAAAUGCGGGACCAACUACGACAACUUCUGGCUCAACGACAACUACAGGACCAUCUACCACAACUGUUGGCUCAACAACUGCUGGCUCAACGACAAAUAUAGCCCCGACUACUGCACCUGUUGCUUCAACAACAGCUGCUGGCUCACUGACAACUACAGGACCAACUAUCACAACUACUGGCUCAAUGACAACUGCAGGACCAGCUACCACAACUCACCAACUGCCACGAUUGCUGGCUCAAUGACAACUACAGGACCAGUUACCACAACUGAAGGCUCAACAACAACUGUUAGCUCGACGACAACUACAGGACCAACUAUCUCCACUACUGGCUCAACGACAACUACUGUCUCAACGACAAUAACAGGACCGACAAUCCCAACCACUGGACCAGUUACCACAACUGAAGGCUCAACAACAACUGUUAGCUUGACGACAACUACAGGACCUAGUAUCUCCACUGCUGGCUCAACGACAACUACUGUCUCAACGACUGGCUCAACAACAACUGCUGUCUCAACGACAACUGCUGACUCAACGACAACUGCAAAACAAACUACCACCACUGCUGACUCAAUGACAACUGCUGUCUCAUUGACAACUACAAGACCAACUAUCUCAGCUGCUGGCUCAUUCAAAGACAAUUACAGGACCAACUGUCUCCACUGCUGGCUCAAUGACAGCUGCUGGCUCAACAACAACUACAGCACCAACUACUGCAACUGUUGGCUCAACAAUGACUGUAGGACCAUCUACGACAACUGUUGGCUCAACGACAAAUAUAGCACCAACAACUGCAACUGUUGGUUCAACAACGACUGUAGGACCAUCUACGACAACUGUUGGCUCAACGACAAAUAUAGCACCAACAGCUGCAACUGUUGGACCAUCUACAACAACUGCUGGCUCAACAACAAUUGCGGGACCAACUAUGACAACUGCUGGCUCAACAACAACUGCAGGACCAUCUACCACAACUUUUGGCUCAACAACUGCUGGCUCAACAACAAAUAUAGCACCAACUACUGCAACUGUUGGUUCAACAACAGCUGCUGGCUCAAUUACAACUGCUGGUUCAAUGAGACCCACAGGGCCAACAACCACAAACAGGACCAACUGACCAUCUAUCGCAACUGUUGGCUCAACUACAACUGCAGGACCAUCUACGGAUACUGCUGGCUCAGUGACAGCUGCUGGCUCAACGACAACUACAGGACCAGUUUCCACGACUGCUGUCUCAGCAACAACUGCAGGACCAACUACCACAACUGCAGGCUCAACGACAACUACAGGACCAACUACCAGAACUGCUGGAUCAACAACAACCACAGGACCAUCAGCUGCAACUAUGCUGGCUCAACGACAACUGCUGGUUCAACAAGACCUACAGGACCAACAACCACAACUGCUGGCUCAACAAUAACUGCAGGACCAACUACCACGACUGCUGUCUCAACAACAACUGCAGCACCAACUACCACAACUGCUGGCUCAACGACAACUACAGGACAAGCUACCAGAAUUGCUGGCUCAACAACAACUACAGGACCAACUAACAGAACUGCUGGAUCAACACCAACUGGAGCACCAACUACCACAACUUCUGUCUCAACGACAACUGCUGGUUCAACAAGACCUACAGGACCAACAACCACAACUGCUGGCUCAACAAUAACUGCAGGACCAACUACCACAACUGCUGGAUCAACACCAACUGCAGGACCAACUACCACGACUGCUGUCUCAACAACAACUGCAGGACCAACUACCACAACUGCUGGAUCAACACCAACUACAGGACAAGCUACCAGAAUUGCUGGCUCAACAACAACUACAGGACCAACUAACAGAACUGCUGGAUCAACACCAACUGGAGCACCAACUACCACAACUUCUGUCUUAACGACAACUGCUGGCUCAAUGACAACUACAGGAUCAACUACCACAAUUGCUGGCUCAACGACAACUACAGGACCAACUACCAGAACUGCUGGAUCAACAACAACUACAGGACCAACUACCAGAACUGCUGGAUCAACAAUAACUACAGGAUCAACUACCAGAACUGCUGAAUCAACACCAAUCGGAGCACCAACUACCACAACUGCUGGCUCAACAACAUCUGCUGGCUCAAUGACAGCUGCUUUCUCAACAACAGCUGCAGGACACACUACUGCAACUGUUGGCUUAAAAACAACUGCUAGCUCAAUGACAAUUACAGGACCAACUACCACAACUGCUGGAUCAACACCAACUGGAGCACCAACUACCACAACUUCUGUCUUAACGACAACUGCUGGCUCAAUGACAACUACAGGAUCAACUACCACAAUUGCUGGCUCAACGACAACUACAGGACCAACUACCACAACAGCUGGCUCAAUGACAACUCCAGCACUAACUACCACAAAUGCAUCAACAACAACUGCAGGACCAACCACAAUUGCUGUCCCAACGACAAGUGCAGGACCAACUACCACACGUGCUGGCUUCACAACAACUGCAUCCUCACCUACCACAACUGUUGCCACAACCACAACAAAAUUCACACAAACUACCACAAUUGCUCCAGGCCAUGCAUCACUGGCACAUCUACAAAUAAAGCUAUCCUCUGCUGGUGAGCUCAGCAAUGGAACCAUCAUUAAGCUUGUUGAACAGUUCUUGAGAGACCAGCUCCCGAAUGGCACAGUCCACACAGUCACUGUGAGAAACAUUCAAAGGAAACAUCUGAGCUUCACAAAGUCAUCUUCAGCAGGACAUGAGAUAACCAGGAAGGCUUCCAGUUGCUGCACUUGUCAUCACUUCUGUACAGCUGUCCUCUCCAUCGCCCUCUCUCUGGAAACAUGUAAAGCCCAGGGCCUCGCCCACGGCUCUGCUCAGCAGCGCCAACAGAUCAAUAGUCCCUGCCAUUGCCCUUGGCAGGAAGAGCUCCUGAAAAAAUUAAUUGAAAGUAAAGAUUUUGAGAUCUUGAGACAGAAGAAAAAACAUGUUCUAUCAGGAAACUGUGUCCUCACCUAA
Molecule: messenger RNA, 4374 nt
Organism: Seriola dumerili (greater amberjack)
Lineage: Eukaryota; Metazoa; Chordata; Actinopteri; Carangiformes; Carangidae
Product: mucin-5AC-like
Exons: 15
Coding region: 1-4374 (1457 amino acids)
Source: RefSeq, a predicted model, not a curated record